GCUGAUCUGGGAGGUGUUGGGCACAGACAGUCGAGAUGUCAGAGAAAAAGCAGCUGGUAGACUUAGGUUUCUUAGAGGAAGAUGAUGAGUUUGAAAAGUUCCCUGCCGAAGACUGGGCUGACUUAGAUGAAGAUGAAGAUGCACAUGUCUGGGAGGAUAAUUGGGAUGAUGACAAUGUAGAGGAUGACUUCUCUAAUCAGUUACGUGAUGUUCUUUCUGUU
Pan troglodytes (chimpanzee) is the source of this 221-nucleotide messenger RNA. RefSeq names its product 26S proteasome complex subunit SEM1-like. NCBI's taxonomy places the organism in Eukaryota, Metazoa, Chordata, Mammalia, Primates, Hominidae. The transcript has a single exon. Gene Ontology annotation, biological process: proteasome assembly; double-strand break repair via homologous recombination; mRNA export from nucleus. The record is from RefSeq and is a predicted model, not a curated record. The annotation marks the transcript as partial. Gene Ontology annotation, cellular component: proteasome complex; proteasome regulatory particle, lid subcomplex.